AUGGCGCACCGGAGACCCCCGCGCGCCCCGAAGGGCCCCGGCCCCGCCGCCCGGGCCCCUAGCCCCCGGGCCCCGCCGCCGCCGCCGCGCUCGCCGCGCUCGCGGCCGCUCCAGCUGCUGGUGCUGCUGCUGGCCGCCUGCGGGGCGGCGGGGCGCUCCCCCGAGUCCUGGCGCCUGGGUCCCCGCGCCCGGCUGACCCGGGCGCCGCCAAGCCCGCCUGCGGGGCGCGCGCUGCCCGGAGGCGGCGAGGACCGACAGGCGCGUGGCGCGGAGCCCGGCGCCCCGGGUCCCGGUCCGGCUCCGGGUCCCGGCGAGGACGGCGCCCCCGCCGCGGGCCAGGGGCGCUGGGCACGGGCGGCGCCGGUGGCCGGAGCGGCUUCGCGAGCGCAGGUCUCACUCAUCAGCACGUCGUUCGUGCUCAAGGGGGACGCGACGCACAACCAGGCGAUGGUGCACUGGACGGGCGAGAACAGCAGCGUGAUCUUGAUCCUGACGAAGUAUUACCAUGCGGACAUGGGGAAGGUUCUGGAAAGUUCUCUGUGGCGGUCAUCGGACUUUGGGACAUCCUACACCAAGCUUACCCUUCAGCCUGGCGUCACUACCGUCAUCGACAACUUCUACAUCUGCCCGACCAACAAGAGGAAGAUCAUCCUUGUGAGCUCCUCUCUGGGCGACCGGGACCAGAGCCUGUUCCUCAGCGCGGACGAGGGCGCCACCUUCCAGAAGCAGCUCAUCCACUUCUCCGUGGAGACUUUCAUCUUCCACCCCCGGGCGGAGGACAAGGUGCUGGCCUACACCCGGGAGGGCAAGCUCUACGCGUCGUCUGACCUGGGCAAGAAGUGGACUCUUCUUCAGGAGCGGGUGACCAAAGACCACGUGUUCUGGGCUGUCUCUGGAGUGGACGCCGACCCUGACUUGGUCCACUUGGAGGCCCAGGAGCUCGGAGGAGGUUUUCGGUACAUCACCUGCCAGAUCCACAACUGCUCUGAUAAGACGCUGACAGUGCCGUUCGCAGGCCCCAUUGACCACGGUUCUCUGACCGUGCAGGACGAUUACAUCUUCGUCAAGGCCACCUCAACAAACCAGACCAAAUACUACAUCUCUUAUCGUCGCAGUGAAUUUGUCCCGAUGAAGCUGCCGAAGUAUGCGUUGCCAAAGGAUCUGCAGGUCAUCAGCACAGACGAGAGCCAGGUGUUCGUGGCCGUGCAGGAGUGGUACCAGACCGACACCUACAACCUCUACCAGUCGGACCCGCGCGGCGUGCGCUACUCGCUGGUGCUGGGGGACGUGCGCAGCUCGCGGCAGGCGGAGGAGAGCGUGGUCAUCGACGUCCUCGAGGUCCGAGGGGUGAAAGGAGUCUUUCUGGCGAACCAGAAAGUCAACGGAAAGGUGGUGACGCUUAUAACGUACAGCAAGGGCCGAGACUGGGAUUACCUGAGGCCUCCCAGCACGGACAUGAACGGGAAACCGACCAACUGCAAGCCUCCGGACUGCCACCUGCACCUGCACCUGCGCUGGGCAGACAACCCCUACGUGUCAGGCACUGUGCACACCAAGGACACCGCCCCCGGCCUCAUCAUGGGCGCAGGUAACCUGGGCUCCCAGCUGGUGGAAUAUAAAGAAGAAAUGUACAUCACAUCAGACUGUGGGCACACCUGGAGGCAGGUGUUUGAGGAGGAGCACCAUAUCCUCUACCUGGACCACGGCGGCGUGAUCGUGGCCGUCAAGGACACCUCCAUCCCCUUGAAGAUCCUCAAGUUCAGUGUGGACGAGGGCCUCACCUGGAGCACGCACAAUUUCACCAGCACCUCCGUGUUUGUGGACGGGCUGCUGAGUGAGCCGGGGGACGAGACGCUGGUCAUGACCGUCUUCGGCCACAUCAGCUUCCGCUCGGACUGGGAGCUGGUCAAGGUGGACUUCCGGCCCUGGUUCUCCAGGCCGUGCAGCGAGGAGGAUUACAGCUCCUGGGACCUCACCGACCUGCAGGGCGACCGCUGCGUCCUGGGCCAGCAGAGGAGUUUCCGGAGGAGGAAGCCCACGUCCUGGUGCAUCAAGGGUCGGAGCUUCACCGCGGCGCUCUCGGCCCGCGCGUGUCAGUGCCGGCCCUCGGACUUCCUCUGUGACUACGGAUUCGAGCGCACCCCCUCCUCUGAGUCCGACGCCGACAAGUGCUUUGCCAGCUUCUGGUUUAACCCCCUGUCCCCCCCGGACGACUGUGUCCUGGGCCAGACCUACACCAGCAGUCUCGGGUACCGCAAGGUGGUGUCCGACGUGUGCGAGGGGGGCGUGGACCCGCAGCAGAGCCCGGCGCAGCUGCAGUGCCCGCUCCUGCCGCCGCGGGGCCUGCAGAUCCGCAUCCGCGGCGCGGCGGUGGCCGUGCGGCCCGGCGAGGACGUGCUGUUCGUGGUGCGGCAGGAACAGGGUGAUGUCCUGACCACCAAGUACCAGGUGGACCUGGGGGACGGCUUCAAAGCCAUGUACGUGAACCUCACAUUGACCGGGGAGCCCAUCCGGCACCGCUAUGAGAGCCCUGGCAUCUACCGCGUGUCCGUCAGGGCGGAGAACGUGGCGGGACACGACGAAGCAGUGCUGUUUGUCCAGGUCAACUCCCCCCUGCAGGCACUCUACCUUGAAGUGGUUCCUGUCAUUGGCAUCAACCAGGAGGUGACCCUCACAGCUGUGCUGCUGCCCCUGAACCCCAACCUCACCGUCUUCUACUGGUGGAUUGGUCACAGCCUGCAGCCCCUGCUGUCCCUGGAGAACUCUGUGACAGCGCGGUUUGAGGACACAGGGGACGUGCGCGUGACGGUGCAGGCUGCCUGCGGGACCUCCGUGCUGCAGGACUCCAAGGUGGUCCGCGUGCUGGAUCAAUUUCACGUCAUGCCUCUGCAGUUUUCCAAGGACCUGGACGCUCACAACCCCAACACCCCCGAGUGGAGGGAGGACAUCGGCCUCGUGGUGUCCCGGCUGCUCUCCAAGGAGACCAGCAUCCCCGAGGAGCUGCUGGUGACCGUUGUGAAGCCGGGGCUGCCCACCUUGGCCGACCUGCACGUGCUCCUGCAUCCUCCCAGGCCCACGAGGAGGAGGAGCCUCACAAGUGACAAGAGGCUUACGGCCAUCCAGCAGGUGCUGAACGCGCAGAAGAUCAGCUUCCUCCUGCGUGGCGGGGUCCGGGUGCUGGUGGCCAUGAGGGACGUGGACACAGAUUCUCCGAGCCUGGGAGGAGGUGGCGGCUACUGGGCGGUGGCGGUCCUCCUCCUCAUCGGGCUGUUCGCGGUGGGAGCCUUCAUCCUCUACAAGUUCAAAAGGAAGCGCCCCGGCAGGACCGUGUACGCCCAGAUGCACAACGAGAAAGAGCAGGAAAUGACGAGCCCCGUGAGCCACAGCCAGGACGUGCAGAGGGCCAUCCAGGGCGGGGAGUUUAUAGAUGACGAGCUCCACUCGCAGACUCUAGGGAAUCACUCCGGCGUGGUGCUGAGCGUCAACUCCCGGGAGAUGCACAGCUACCUGGUGGGCUGAUGCUGCCGGAGACCGCGCCCGGAGCCCCUCCUGUCCGCCGCUUCAUCCCCCGCGGCCGGCGCCCGACCGCACGUGCCGCCGGCACGGGGCUGGGACCGGCGUCCCCUCAGAGACCUCGGCAAAGCCUCCUCCUCCAGCUGUGUCCACGCAAGGCGACACACGCGCCUCUGUCCAGCUCAAGCCCGCCCAGCCCAC
Molecule: messenger RNA, 3714 nt
Organism: Kogia breviceps (pygmy sperm whale)
Lineage: Eukaryota; Metazoa; Chordata; Mammalia; Artiodactyla; Physeteridae
Gene: SORCS2
Product: sortilin related VPS10 domain containing receptor 2
Cellular component (GO): membrane
Molecular function (GO): protein binding
Source: RefSeq, a predicted model, not a curated record